This is a messenger RNA of Talaromyces marneffei, 1089 nucleotides long. RefSeq lists its product as uncharacterized. The transcript is spliced from 2 exons. Gene Ontology annotation, cellular component: U4/U6 x U5 tri-snRNP complex; U2-type post-spliceosomal complex; U5 snRNP. Gene Ontology annotation, biological process: generation of catalytic spliceosome for second transesterification step; RNA splicing. Bases 1 to 1089 code for a protein of 362 amino acids. The record is from RefSeq and is a predicted model, not a curated record. NCBI's taxonomy places the organism in Eukaryota, Fungi, Ascomycota, Eurotiomycetes, Eurotiales, Trichocomaceae.
AUGGAUUUCGCAUCACUCAUGGCCAAGGAAAUCUCCAAGGCCAAACCAAGCGACACAAAAGAGAAAAAAGAAAGCAGCAGCAGUAGCAAAUACCAGCGCCGAGCCGACAUUGAGGCAGCGCGCAUCGCAGCCUACAACGCCGAACAGGAGAAACUACAACGAGAACGAGAAGAAAAAGCGGCCCUCAAACGCAAACAUGAAGAAGAUGAGAUGGAGCGGAAACGGGAACGAGAAGAAAAGAAGCGCAGAUUAGCGGAGGAGUCGCGCAAAAAAAGAGAAGCUGAAGAGGAGGCCGCUGAGCGACAGAGGAGAAAGAGGUUGGGUUUACCGGAGCUACCACCACGGGCAAGCGAGGAGGGCACGCCGGUGCCGGAAGAGGAGGAUGUCGAUGAUGAAGAGUUGAUCAAGAAAUUAAGAGAGCUAAAUGAGCCGGUCACUUUAUUCGCAGAGACACACAAAGCUCGACUCAAGCGCUAUCGAAAGCUGGUCCAACGUUCACUCACGCCACAACUCUCCAAGGGCCCUAUCCCGACUACGCUGGAAUUAGUACCUGAGAAAGACAUGAAGAUACCCGCCAAAAUCCCCAAGGAUAUCGACGAAGAAGCUAGAAAAUUCCUAUUCAGGCAACUCGCAUCUUAUUUCACAAUGCUAUUGGAAGAAUGGGCAAUUGCGCUUGCUAAACGAGACACAUCUGUUAAGGAGAGCUUUGCCGGUCGGCAGGCGUUCAAUGCCAUGGUGCAAAGUAGGGAUAAUAUGCGACCAUUAUUCAAGAAAUUCGAGACCGGGGAUAUCGACCAUACGGUUCUGGAAGCCAUUGUUGAGAUUGUGCAUUGUGCACAGGAGAGAAAAUAUGUUGAUGCGAAUGAUGGGUAUUUGAGACUUAGUAUUGGAAAAGCAGCGUGGCCAAUCGGUGUGACCAUGGUGGGUAUCCACGAACGUUCGGCGCGAGAAAAAUUGCACGAAAGCGACAACAAAGCCCAUAUCAUGUCGGAUGAAGUUACGCGGAAAUAUUUACAGAGUAUAAAGCGGUGCCUGAGUUUUGCGCAGGUGCGAUGGCCGCCCGAUGAUCAGUUGCAACUGAUGGGUUAG